CACCGAGACAGGCGGUGCAUUGGUUGGGUGGGCGAAGUGAGGUGGCGCGUGCUGGCGUCAGCGAGUAAGUCACGUGGUCGCUGGCUCAUUUUGCAAAGUGCUUCGCCAUGCCUGCCAGCCUCGACCGGUCCUCGCUCGUCUUCCUCGCGCAGCUCGCCGAGCAGGCCGAGCGCUACGACGAGAUGGCCGACUACAUGAAGACGGUCGUGACCUCGGACGCGACGCCGCUCGACCUCGAGGAGCGCAACCUCCUCGCCGUCGCGUACAAGAACGUCAUUGGCAGCCGCCGGGCCGCGUGGCGUGUGCUCCAGGCCAUCGAGACGCACCGCAAGAGUGAGCGCGUCGAGCACGUCCAGAAGUACCGCCUCAAGAUCGAGGCCGAGCUCCAAGCGACGUGCGACGAGAUGCUCGAGAUGCUCAACAAGCAGCUGCUGCCGUCGGCGUCGUCGCCCGAAGACAGCGUGUUCUACCUCAAGACGCAGGGCGACUACUACCGGUACCUCGCCGAGUUCCAGUCCAAGGAGCAGGGCGCGUGCGAGAAGGCGCUGGCGUGCUACGGUCAAGCCACGGACAUUGCGACGUCCAAGCUCCACUCGACCAACCCGCUCCGCCUCGGCCUCGCGCUCAACUUUGCAGUCUUCUACUGCGAGAUCAUGAAGCUGCCGGACCGCGCGUGUCAGCUGGCCAAGCAGGCGUUCGACGACGCGAUCGCCGACAUGGACUCGCUCACGGAGGAGAGCUUCCGGGACGCGGCGAUGAUUCUGCAGAUCAUUCGCGACAACCUGACGCUGUGGACGUCCGAAGAGGACGACGACCACCACCCGUAAUAACCUAAGCUAAUGCAAUGUAAUUUGAUGACCC
Saprolegnia parasitica CBS 223.65 is the source of this 861-nucleotide messenger RNA. RefSeq lists its product as hypothetical. The coding region runs from base 108 to 827 and encodes 239 amino acids. The record is from RefSeq and is a predicted model, not a curated record. NCBI's taxonomy places the organism in Eukaryota, Oomycota, Saprolegniomycetes, Saprolegniales, Saprolegniaceae. The transcript has a single exon.